AAAUUUUAAAAACGCAUUUCUCUGUUGUGAUCUUACUCUGCGCUUAUUCUGCGAACGAAACUACUUGUAAUCUGCCUUCUUCAUUUUCACUUCAGCCCUCUGCCUCUGUUCUGAAAGUUUUCAGAAGAUUAAUUUGAAUUGACUACAAGAAAGCACAAUGGCAUCAACAAUUGGUCAUUUGUUUCAAGAUCAGAAUCUCAUUGUUCCCUCUCAUGGAUCUUCUCUUGGGGGGAAAGGUGAUACCUUCAGAAAACAAAGGAGAGGGGGGCUUGGUGCAAGGAAACCACUUGGUGAUCUAUCGAAUUCGGGGAAGCCUGCUCUCACCCAGGCGUCAAAAAACCAGCUUUCCAAGGAAAUGGUUCAUGAUGCAAACAAUAAGAAAGCCUUUUCUAAGGCCUCAGAUAAGGUUCAGACCCGUAGCAGGAAGGCUCUAUCUGACAUUUCAAACUCACAGGCACCACAUGUGCAGAAGAAGCACAACAUGAAGUUGAGUGUUGUGGCGGAGGAGGCUAUUUGUGCUGGUGCUAUUGCAGAGGAACGAUUUCUGCACAAUCAUGAAGAAUGCAUUAAAGCACACACCCAGGCUAUGGACAUGGAUCAUUUUCUGAUGACACUUGGACUACAUAAGGAUUCUUGCAAGAAUCUUGCAUCUCCAUGGGCAGCACCUGCAUCGUCAAGUAAAUUUGAGCCGGAGUCUCCCCCGAGGUAUUUGGAUUUGGAAGAGAUGAAUGAGCUUGAACCAUCCUGGCUGUCUGAAAAGCUUGACUCACCUCCCUUCUCUCCAAAAUCACCAGGUUUCCACACUGUUUCCUCUCUGUUUUCGGAGGACUGUGACUUCCAGUUGAUGUAAACACCAUAGUUUUCAAGGGAUUGAUUCCCCUCCAAUCUCCAAAAUGCGUACAGUGUGAUGGAGCAUCAAUUUGAACUUGAAAUUGAUAGUCCCCCUUGCUUCCAGAAGGGUUUUCUUAGCUGUAUUGUUAAUUGAGCAUUUGGAUGUUAUUGCUUGUUCCAAGACUCUAUGUAGUAGUUAACGGUGAUGAAUGUUUGAUUCUUUUAUU
This is a messenger RNA of Prunus mume (Japanese apricot), 1058 nucleotides long. Its product is annotated as protein PATRONUS 1. The record is from RefSeq and is a predicted model, not a curated record. NCBI's taxonomy places the organism in Eukaryota, Viridiplantae, Streptophyta, Magnoliopsida, Rosales, Rosaceae. Gene Ontology annotation, biological process: regulation of mitotic cell cycle.